UAGCAAUAUAUUUUGAUUUAAUAAUGUAUAUAAACAUAUACAUAUAUAUGUAACAUGUGUAGGUAAUAUAUUUAUUUAAUUGUGUUUUUUGCCGCACAUGCAGAUAAAUAAUAAACUUAUUAGCACUGUAAUGGAAAAUUAUAACUUCUUUGUAAUUUAUAACAGUGUUCCAGAAAAUAACAAUUACAUUUUAUGUUUUAAGCAUAAUAUGUACAAACAAGAAGUCACUUACCUUGAAGUCAUUACAAUAAUCCAACACAUGAAAUUUCCGUAUAAACCUACAAUCUUUAAACCACGUGCUUGGCGGAUUUAAAAUAUUUCGCGGUUGUUUGUUAGCUGUUUUCAACCAAUAGCAGAGUCGCCAACAGCAAAAUUCAGCAUGUCCCCCUUGUAUCUUUCUUGUAAAUUACAACAUUCAUAACAAAAUAUAUUUUUCACACACCUAAUGCUCAUUCAAGAAUACCGCAUUUGCAUAUUGUAUUUACAUUUUAUAUCUAUGAGAAUUGUUAUGUUCAUGCCUACUACAGGUUAUACAUCUAUGUAAUUUGUACCACAAAAAAAGACAGUUGUCACCAUGAAUCACCUUAAGUGAAUGGUAAAAAACUGGCUUAAUGUUUUGAAACUGUUGAGACAAUAGCUACAAUACAAUAGUUCUAAACAUACAACCUAAUUGUUUACACAAAAAAAUAUUCACCUUACAUAUUUAAACAUACAAAAAUAAAUAUAUUCAUACAACUAUUUCAGAUUCAGUAUAACAAAUUAUUUCGUUUCGAACACUCUUGAUAAAUAAUACGAUGCAAAUAAUGAAACUAAUGUUAAUACAUCAAAACAAAAAAUAAAAAUAAACAGAGCUGCUCGAUACUAAUAGUAAACUAUCAGCACACAAAAUAACAUGUAGAGUGAAACAAACCUUUUUCGUAUAUCUUUUAAAACAAUGCACAAUGAGAUACGGCCCAUAAUAAUAUAAUAUAAGUGCAAAGUUAUAAGACACUGCAUGUUAGUUACACUGUUACAUUAUAUUGAUUUAAGUAUUUCACAGCAUACACAAACAUAAGGUUUUUUUUCUGUUGGCACGGAAACUGGCAACUGGGCACUUGUCUGUCUAACUGUAUCAUUUCAAACAUCUUUUGUCAAACUAGUACGCCAAUUUUCUGUUUCAAUUGUUUAUUGGACUAGAUAACAAAAAUCGAUAGGCCUAACUGUAAUCUUUAUGAAAGAAUUUUUGUUGUAAAUUUUCUUCUUUAAAAAUGGGAAUUUACCUGUACUGUUUGUGGUAAUUUUGGCUUACAUGUAAGGUUAUUGUCCAUCAUUUGUUUACAGUGUAUUAUCGGGUUCUCUGAUUUCCAUAUUCCUAGGAUAACGUGGAUCUAUUAUUUCCGGUAGAAGGCACGUCAUGUAAAACUGUGUCAGUUUGUUGAUCAUUUUUUCUUUCCAGAAACUGUUCUCUCUUUCAAUUAGUUGCACUAGUAAUCCAUGUGGUGUCUAAAGGACGAAAUAACAGAACUUACGAUUGGUAAUAUUGUAACGGCCGAAAAUACUGUAGAAUACCAGGGAAAGCUUUUUUGUUUUUUUAAUAGCUAGCCAGACAAUCAGGAACAGCGGGACACGAUGAGGAAAUGACAAACGCAACAGGAAACAUUGAAGGACAGGUGAAGCGGGAGUUGCGGACACAAUGUUUGCGAACGAUAGCAUAUCAUGGCCGCGGAAACAAACAGGGGGGUUGCCACUCGCGCACCGCGGACGCGACCUUGGUCACAGCGUAGCGAAACUCGGUCUUAGGCACAGGGAAGGAGGGGGAGUGAGUAAUGACGUCAGAAGCGGCGCCAAAGCGGAACUGUUUAUGUUAUUAACAAACACACGCAAACAGGGUCAGGACGGGCUUCAUAUACCGGGAGAUUUUAUUCGAGAAGGGAGAGUCACAGAGUCAGUGGGAUACCAUGCUACUCCGCCGCCGAGACGACGAUGGUUCAAUACUAGACAGCAGCACAACGGCCUUAGGCCCAUGUAGCUGGUAAUAGUUGGUAUCUCUCUCUCAUUUCAAAAACUAAGAAUACGCAUUUCAACAAUAACUCGGGAGACAUUAUGAAUAAUAAAUUAAUUUUAAACCGUCACGUAACUUGGGACAAAUUAGUCUGCAACAGUUGGUAACAAAUGAAUAACGAGACAAAUGAGGUUAAGAUUAAGCUCUAGGAAAUGGCCGACAGCACGGUUUAUUUAUUAACGACAGUAUCCCUGAUAGGAAUGACUAUGGUUCAGUAAUUAUGUGUUAGUAAUAGAAGGUACUUUUAAAAAGACAGAAAGUAGAGAAUUAAUAUGUGUGUUGAAUAAACUGUUAGUUGAACUUGCUGAAAUAAACCUGUUCUUGUGGAAACGUUCACCCUUAGGGCCCUGACACACGAGCGACCGAGUCGCGCGACUGAGACGCGCGACUCGGUCGCCGGGAAAUCGCUUGCCAUAAGAUAGCAUGGGCGUGGGUGAGAACCUGGCACACGGGCGACUGAGCGCGUCUCCAUCGCGCGUCUGUCGCCAGCAGACGCGAAUCCCCGCGACAGAUCGCGGCGACCAGUCGUGCGGGAGCCUUGCACACGGGCGACUUUUAGCCGCGCGUCCGAGCGACUGUCGGUCAGUAUCUGGUUGUAUGUGCUGGCGAGGAAGAUGGCGUUCGAUUGUGACCGUUUUAUAAUCGAAAUAGAAUCAAGGCCAGCUAUUUGGGAUUCCAGAUGUGAUGAGUAUGCUAACAAAUGCAAAAAGGGAAAGGCAUGGGAAGAGGUGUGCGAUAUGUUCGUUGAGAACUUCAAAGCCAUGGAUAGCGUCCAUAAAAAUAAAGCAGCUGCAGAUCUGCAACGGAAAUGGAAGAAUCUACGUGACUGUUUCAGAAGAGAACUGGCUAAACAGAGGAAUUGUAAAUCAGGUUCUGCAGCAGAUGGCAGGAAACAAUAUAUAUAUUUCCAGCAGUUAACUUUCCUAUUGCCAGUAUGCGACACCAAACCUACAACAGAAGAAUCUCCAGACUUGCACACGCAAGCCACACCCGCAGCAGCUACAUCUACGGCACCUACUUCUCUUAAAAGAAAAAAACCGUCACCAGAAACAGAAGAACUUGAGCUACUUCAGUCGCUUAGAAGAAAUAUGGAAAAACGACAUGCAGGUAGAGAAGAAGAAGACAGUGACAGGCAUUUCUUGUUGAGUCUUUUGCCGUACUUCAAACGUCUGCCAGACGAUAUGAAACUUGAAGUUCAAAGCGACUUUUUAAACACCUUAAGAAGGUACAAUCAGGUGUCAAUUUCUGGUCAUCGAUGUCCUUCUCAGACUUCUGUCUACCCUCAUUCUUCUCCAUCAGUGAUCACAGGCCCAUCAUUUGUUUCGCUUCCAUACCCUAGUAGUAAUACAAGUACCUCUGGAGUACGCAACCAACAAUUUACACCCACCAUCAGUCAGUCUUACAACUACGGGUCUCAUUCAACUUCAGAAACAUCGCAGUUAAUGAGUCAACCCCAGCAGCCGCUGCAAUGCCACGCCUUAUCACCAAUGUCACCAGCAGCUUCCUCAUCAGUAUCUCUCCAGUCUGAUACGUCAAGUAUUUGUGAAGACUAUUUUAACUGAUACCUAAUAAAUUAUAAGACAUGUGACCUUCAUGGAAAGAGCAGUUUCAGUGAAUAACAAAUAAAUAUGUUAUCUAACAAUUUUCUUCUAAAUUUAUGAAAGAAUUUAUUUUCGUGUGCAAAACGAUAAACAUUUAUGUGUUGGAUCUUUGAGACAAUAUCGUGUCACGUAAUAAUAAAUGUUACUUAUUUGGGGUAUGUUCAGAAAAUGUUUUUUUUUAAUAAUAUGAUAAUAAAUGCUUCAACUAUACCCUUAAAAUACAUGUAACUGUCUAAUUAAAUUAUAAUUUCAGCCGUAGCCAAACACAUUUCACUCCUGUGUUCCUUGUACAACUAUGAAAUGAACUAUUUGUCUGCUUAUACAAGUGUACCCACCUUAAUGUAAUUGCAAGUCUCUCUUCAGCAGGGAUACUUCUUCUCAUACUUGUGUCAACUUUUUCAAUGUGAAUUUUCAGUACAUCCAGAAGAUCCGAGAAAGUACUCCGAGACAUUCUGAAAUAGUUAAAAUAUUUCGAAUUGUCUUCUUUUAGCUCACUCAUAAUCGUAUAAAACUGGCCCCUUGCUAAGCGGUCUGCAGUUAUUGGGUGCAUCCAUAGUACACAUUGCCUGCGACGACGCCGGCGCCGACGGCAACGACGCCUUAGGACAAUGCCAAGAACUGUUUCUUCGUCGGUGUCCAUAUUCACAGUGAAGAGUGUGUCGCGUGAACCUGGCACACGAGCGUCUCGGUCGCGCGGCUGAGUCGCUC
This is a messenger RNA of Bacillus rossius redtenbacheri, 4350 nucleotides long. RefSeq lists its product as uncharacterized. Gene Ontology annotation, biological process: regulation of transcription by RNA polymerase II. The record is from RefSeq and is a predicted model, not a curated record. Gene Ontology annotation, cellular component: transcription regulator complex; nucleus. The coding region runs from base 2656 to 3603 and encodes 315 amino acids. The transcript is spliced from 2 exons. Gene Ontology annotation, molecular function: DNA binding. Lineage: Eukaryota; Metazoa; Arthropoda; Insecta; Phasmatodea; Bacillidae.